GAGCCAUCGACUCGUCCGAGGGCAAAGUCGUCACAUCACAAUAAAUUGAUGAACUAACCCCAAACGAUCCUGUAAAAUAUAAGCUCUCACUCCCCAACCCACUUCCUCCGAUCCCAGCUCCACCCAUGGCGCUCUCCAUUUCCGCACCCACCUCAUCUCCCUUCCUCCCCGCCCCUCGCCAGGCCGGCAGGUGGAGCUCGUUACCAAGCUCGGCUAAGCCCGCGGUUUUCAGCCUCCGGAGGCCGGUUCUGGUGGCACGGGCCGCCGCCGGCAACGCGCCCUCUUCCCCCGCGGGCGCGGUCGUAACUGAGCUCGACGUGGUCUCCAGCUUCAGCGAGAUCGUGCCGGACACAGUCGUCUUCGAUGAUUUUGAGAAGUUUGCGCCGACGGCGGCCACCGUGAGCUCUUCGCUGUUGCUUGGGAUCGCAGGGCUCCCGGAUACCAAGUUCAAGAGUGCCAUUGACACCGCAUUGGCAGAUGGUGAAUGUAACACAAUGGAGAAGCCCGGGGACCGGAUGUCCUGUUACCUUACCAAGGCCCUGGGGAAUGUUGGAGCUGAGCUGGCUCAUCAAGUUCCUGGAAGAGUGUCGACGGAAAUAGAUGCUCGAUUGGCUUACGAUGCCCAAGGAAUCAUCCAGAGGGUGCAUGAACUGUUGCAGAUAUACAAUGAACAUGAUAUCCCAUCAGAACGUCUGUUAUUCAAAAUUCCUGCUACAUGGCAAGGUAUAGAAGCGUCAAGAUUGCUUGAAUCUGAAGGAACUCAAACACAUCUAACAUUUGUUUACAGUUUUGCACAAGCAGCAGCUGCAGCACAAGCUGGUGCAUCCGUCGUACAAAUAUUUGUGGGACGUAUUCGGGAUUGGGCAAAGAAUCACUCUGGUGACCCAGAGAUAGAUGAAGCUUUAAAGAAGGGAGAGGAUGCUGGGCUUGCCUUGGUGAAGAAAGCGUAUGUUUAUAUUCACAAGAAUGGGUACAAGACAAAGUUGAUGGCCGCUGCGGUGCGCAACAAGCAAGACGUAUUUAGCCUUCUGGGGAUCGACUACAUCAUCGCGCCCCUGAAGAUACUGCAGUCUUUGGAUGAAUCUGUGACCGACUCUGAUGAAAAGUACGGCUAUGUCCAGAGGCUGACUCCUUCGCUUGACAAGAUGUACAACUUCAGCCAAGAGGAGCUUGUGAAGUGGGACCAGCUGAGCCUGGCGGCGGCGAUGGGGCCGGCGGCGGAAGAGCUGCUGGCUUCCGGGCUGGAGGGGUACGCGAACCAGGCGCGGCGCGUGGAGGAGCUCUUCGCCAAGAUGUGGCCACCCCCCAAUGUUUGAACUUGGGUUUGAAGCCGUUUCUUCUUUCUUGGUGGUAGUAAUAUUUUCGUUCCAACAAAGUGGUCUUCUGUGUUGUACCUUCUUGUCAACAUGCUGUUUACUUUUGUCCUUGUAAUGUCCGCCGUACUUGAGAGAAAUCUGAAUCAUAUUGUGGAAAUAUGAAAUAUUGUGGUUCAAACAUCAA
Messenger RNA from Hordeum vulgare subsp. vulgare (domesticated barley), 1500 nucleotides. RefSeq names its product transaldolase. Gene Ontology annotation, cellular component: cytoplasm; intracellular anatomical structure. The transcript has 13 exons. The record is from RefSeq and is a predicted model, not a curated record. Gene Ontology annotation, biological process: carbohydrate metabolic process; pentose-phosphate shunt. NCBI's taxonomy places the organism in Eukaryota, Viridiplantae, Streptophyta, Magnoliopsida, Poales, Poaceae. Gene Ontology annotation, molecular function: transaldolase activity. The coding region runs from base 126 to 1316 and encodes 396 amino acids.